Botrytis byssoidea is the source of this 1041-nucleotide messenger RNA. RefSeq lists its product as uncharacterized. NCBI's taxonomy places the organism in Eukaryota, Fungi, Ascomycota, Leotiomycetes, Helotiales, Sclerotiniaceae. The record is from RefSeq and is a predicted model, not a curated record. The transcript has 4 exons. The coding region runs from base 1 to 1041 and encodes 346 amino acids.
AUGUCAGAUUUUCCUUCCAACACCAGUACAACUUCCACUGAAGGGACUACCAGCACGAUGGAGAACGCAAAGAAUACAGUCUAUGACAAUGCAUCUGCAGCUGCCAACGCUGUUGGAAACCACCCUCUCACUCAAAGUGUUGUAAACGGCCCAAUGGCAGAUAAUGUACGAGACCAACAUCAAAAGACUCAAGCCGAGUUUUCCAACCUCGCAAGCUCUCGAACCACUCCCACCACUCAAACAGCUACCGGUCAACAACUCACACAUUACCAUUCCUUCUUCUACAACUUGUUAUCGUGGGAGAAUCCUCGUGCAUCUGGAAUUGCAUACCUCUCUACCGUUGCAUUCAUCUUCGCCGCCAGAUAUCUUGAUAUCCUCCGAUAUUCAUUCAAGAUUACAUACAUGACUUUGUUUGUGACUGUUCUCGCAGAGGGUCUCGGAAAGCUAGCCUUCUCGCAUGGACUCACUUCUCAAUUCAGACCAAAAAAGUAUUACACAGUUUCUAAAGAGACUCUCGAUAGCGUACUCGGUGAUGUCCAUGAACUUAUCAACUUCUUCGUCAUCGAGUCACAACGUGUUCUCUUUGCCGAGAAUGUAUUUGUUUCUCUCACUGCCUUGAUCGGAUCUUUCAUUUCCUACUACUUGAUUAAGCUCAUUCCAUUCUGGGGUCUCACUCUCAUCGCUACUUCAGUUCUCUUCAUCUCCCCACUUGUUUACAAGACCAACAAGGAGCUCAUUGACAACACCCUCGCUCAAAUCUCGAGCAUUGUCAACCAACAAACCGAACAGGUCAAGCAACUUGCUAGUCAACACGCUUCUCACGUUGCCGAGACCACCAAGCAAUAUGCUGGAGAGUAUGCUCACAAGGCACAAGAAAUGAUCGGAAGUGCUAGAAGCCGCUCUGGAUCUCCAGAAGCUAGCAGAGUUGCCUCCCCAACUGCCAAGACCAACGGUAUCAAGGAGGAGGAUUUCCCAGCCGCACCAAAGGAGGAGUUCAAAUCCGGAAUUCCUGCUGAGGAGGAACCACUCAUUGCUGCAUAA